Molecule: messenger RNA, 1664 nt
Organism: Drosophila persimilis
Lineage: Eukaryota; Metazoa; Arthropoda; Insecta; Diptera; Drosophilidae
Product: proton-coupled amino acid transporter-like protein CG1139
Exons: 5
Coding region: 164-1525 (453 amino acids)
Biological process (GO): amino acid transmembrane transport
Cellular component (GO): vacuolar membrane
Molecular function (GO): amino acid transmembrane transporter activity
Source: RefSeq, a predicted model, not a curated record
GCCGCGCACGGUCCUACGAUCGCCGGGAGAAAACCCACAACAUACAUUGGUCUAAUUGUACUCGUACGUACUCGUUAUUCCCCUUCAUUGAUCGAGCAAUUGAAAGCAAGAGCAAAAGCAGCAGCAGAGCGUCAGCGAACAGAAGGCCAUCGAAGCUGGCGAAAUGGGCAGAACACUGGAGAUAACACCGGUAACGGUAACAGCAACGGCAAAUGGAGACCAUCAGAUGGAGAAACAGGCAACGGAUGUGGAGGGCAGCAGCCCGGUGAAAAGGCGUCAUGCCACCAGCAAUUUGGAGGCAGCCACACAUCUCUUUAAGGGCAGCGUGGGCGCUGGUCUCUUUGCGAUGGGUGAUUGUUUCAAGAAUGGCGGACUGGCGGGUGCCACCAUCUUGCUGCCGAUCAUUGCCGUGAUGUGUGUCCACUGCGAACGGAUGCUGAUUCGCGGCUCCGUCCUAGCCGUAGAGCGGACGCCGGGCGCCACCUUUUUCGAUUACCCAGAGACGGUGGAAAAAUGCUUCGAGUAUGGGCCGCGUCCCCUGCGUCGCAUGUCGCGCAUCAUGAAGCUCAUUGUCGAGAUGUUCCUGUGCGUCACGCAAUUCGGCUUCUGCGCCAUUUACUUUGUCUUCAUCACCGAGAAUUUGUAUCAGGUACUGCAACAGAAUGGAGUGGACAUCAGCAUGAGUAUGGUGAUGCUGAUCACCCUGCUGCCCGCCAUGAUCCCCUCACUGAUGACCAAUCUCAAGUACAUCUCGCCGGUGUCGGCCUUUGCAAAUGUUGCACUGCUAUUUGGCCUGAUUGCCACGCUGUCCAUAGCCUUUUCGGACGGACCGAUGCCACCGUUGGGCGAUCGGCAUCUGUUCACCAGUGGGUCCCAGCUUUCGCUAUUCUUUGGCACAGCCCUCUUCUCGUAUGAGGGCAUUGCCCUCAUCCUACCGCUGCGCAAUUCGAUGCGAAAGCCGGAGAACUUUAGCAGCCGCUUUGGAGUGCUUAACUCGACCAUGUUCUUCACUACGGCCCUGUUUAUCUUCACGGGCUUCGUCAGCUAUGUGCGCUGGGGCGAGGAUGUGGCCGGCAGCAUUACCCUCAAUCUCGUUGUGGAGGAUGUCUUGUCGCAGGUGGUGAAGGUUGUGGCCGCUUUGGGCGUAUUUCUUGGCUAUCCCAUACAGUUCUUUGUCAUGAUGAAGAUACUCUGGCCGCCGCUUAAGCGGUCCAACAGCUGUGCCCAAAAGUAUCCCAUCAGCAUGCAAGUGGCCCUGCGCUUCGUUAUGGUAAUGAUGACAUUUGGCGUUGCUCUGGUGGUGCCCCAACUGAAUCUUUUCAUAUCGCUAAUCGGAGCUCUCUGCUCGACGUGCCUGGCCUUUGUUAUACCAGUUCUCAUUGAUUUCGUAGUACGUGCCCAGGUGCCCAAGGGCCUGGGGCACUGGUCAUAUGCAAAGAAUUUACUUAUUUUGGCAGUGGCUCUGCUGGGCAUUGUCACUGGCACCUAUCAAAGCAUCGUCGAGAUUAUAAGACAGUUUAAGUAGGUAAAUCCGUUGUCAAGUCUUUCUUUGUAAAUAAUGCUGUAAUUUCUGUAUUAUGUGAAUGCGCUGUAAUGUUGUAAAAUUCGUUUAGUCUUAAGUCUUAUUCCUAUACAAUGUAUUUUUCCAUUUUUUUUUGUUUGUU